Messenger RNA from Camellia sinensis, 1469 nucleotides. Its product is annotated as nuclear transcription factor Y subunit A-1. The record is from RefSeq and is a predicted model, not a curated record. Lineage: Eukaryota; Viridiplantae; Streptophyta; Magnoliopsida; Ericales; Theaceae. Gene Ontology annotation, cellular component: CCAAT-binding factor complex. Gene Ontology annotation, molecular function: DNA binding; DNA-binding transcription factor activity. Gene Ontology annotation, biological process: regulation of DNA-templated transcription.
CAUGUCUCGCUUUCUCUGUUGUUUUUUAUCAACCACUGACCCCUCUCUCUCUGUACAGAGACCAUAUGGAUUCAUGGGUUUGAAUUCAGAAUUAAAGCAGAGCUUUUGGGGAUUCCGCCCACUGCUCUUAACUCAACACAAAUAAAUUUAGGGGUUGAGUCAUUGAUUAUUUCCUCAAGAAAGUUGUGAAUAAUGCCAACAAAUUCGGAAAAUGAAGAUCGGCAAUCAGAAAAUGGAGCACAUGUCAUUCCACCGUCGACAGUCUACUCCCAACCUUGGUGGCGUGUAACCGGAACCAAUGGCAUGCCUUCUCCAGUGGAACACAUCAAUGGUUCUGCCACUGGAAGAGCAAUGUCCCAAGCUAAUGGUGAUGCUAGCAAUAAAGAAGCACAUACCAUUAAUGCCCAGCAAUCUGGAUUGAAUGGUCAUAAUGUUCAAGAACAGCAGCAUCUCAAGCAUGUUCCAUCUUCGACACCACCAGCGAUGGGUGAACAUCUUGAACCAAAUUCCCAAAUGGAACUUGUUGGUCACUCAAUUGUGUUGACAUCGUAUCCAUAUCCAGACCCACAUUAUGGGGGAAUAAUGGCAUAUGGGGCACAGGUAGGAAUGCAAGUACAUCCUCAUUUACUAGGUAUCCAUCAGACUAGAAUGCCUUUGCCCCUCGAAAUGGAAGAGGAGCCUGUUUAUGUGAAUGCAAAGCAGUAUCAUGGAAUUUUGCGGCGAAGGCAAAUACGAGCUAAGCUGGAACUGGAAAAGAAAGUAAUAAAAGCUAGGAAGCCAUAUCUUCAUGAAUCGCGACACCAACAUGCUAUGAGAAGGGCAAGAGGUUGCGGAGGUCGUUUUCUUAAUUCCAAAAAGCUCGAUAGUAAUGCCACCAAUCCUUCUGCCAACUUAUCGGGCUCCGAUCACUUGCCCUUGAACUCUAACAGAAAUUCUGGUCAUCGUGAGAAGGAACUACCCAUGUAUCAAGACAUGCACGGUGCACACAAAUCCUCAAAUGGAAACAACAUAAAUGGUCAUGGUUUGUCUAUGCACCAUUAUUCGCAGUCGACUGACAGUGAUGGGGGAGACUGGUUUGAUCAAGAGGAGGGGAGCGUGCUGGUGAGUCAGGCUCCACGUGGGCCCACUACCACCAAAUGAGAAGCGUUUGGGGAUGGCAGGCCAUCCUUGUUGUUCAACUCUUCUCAGGCAAAUCAUUCUUGGCUUUGGUUACUUUAGUGUUAUGUUUGAUAGGGGUGAAGCUAGGGAAGGGAUGUAUAUGGCAGAACUUGUACUGUUUUCCGUCUGCCAUUAUGUUUGCUUCUUGUUGCAGCUCUCAACCUGUUUGUAAAUUAAGGUCUGUAGCAGUAGUAAUUGUGAAUUUGAAAUACCUCUUUUGUUUGAAACAAUAAUUUACCUUUCAUACCACAAUUCUCAGUCCUGUUUAACAGUGUGAUAUUUUAGUUUUAAUUUAGUGGUUUUUAUGGUUA